AUGGGAAACGGGAGAGACGCAAGCUCCUCCCCAAACUCCAAGCAGGAGCUGCAGCCGUACCAGGGCUCCACUACCCUCAAACCCAACCAAGUGGGCGAGACCUCCCUCUACGGCGUGCCCAUCGUCUCCCUGGUCAUCGACGGGCAGGAGCGGCUCUGCCUGGCGCAGAUCUCCAACACGCUGCUGAAGAACUACAGCUACAAUGAGAUCCACAACCGUCGGGUGGCCCUGGGCAUCACCUGCGUCCAGUGCACGCCGGUGCAGCUGGAGAUCCUCCGCCGGGCCGGGGCCAUGCCCAUCUCCUCCCGCCGCUGCGGCAUGAUCACCAAGCGGGAGGCGGAGAGGCUCUGCAAGUCCUUCCUGGGCGAGCACAAACCCCCCAAGCUGCCCGAGAACUUCGCUUUCGACGUGGUGCACGAGUGCGCUUGGGGAUCGCGGGGCAGCUUCAUCCCGGCCCGCUACAACAGCUCCCGGGCCAAGUGCAUCAAGUGCAGCUACUGCAGCAUGUACUUCUCCCCCAACAAGUUCAUCUUCCACUCCCACCGCACCCCGGAC
Molecule: messenger RNA, 555 nt
Organism: Opisthocomus hoazin
Lineage: Eukaryota; Metazoa; Chordata; Aves; Opisthocomiformes; Opisthocomidae
Source: RefSeq, a predicted model, not a curated record